AUGCUGCUCCUGGCGAGAUGUAUGGUGGUAGUCCUCGUCUCCUCGCUCCUGCUGUGCUCAGGGUUGGCGUGCGGACCUGGCAGGGGAUUUGGAAAGAGGAGGCACCCCAAAAAGCUGACCCCUCUAGCCUACAAACAGUUUAUCCCCAAUGUGGCCGAGAAGACCCUAGGGGCCAGUGGAAGAUACGAAGGGAAGAUCUCGAGAAACUCCGAGCGAUUUAAGGAACUCACCCCCAAUUACAACCCUGACAUCAUAUUUAAGGAUGAAGAAAACACCGGAGCUGAUCGGCUGAUGACUCAGAGAUGUAAGGACAAGUUGAACGCCUUAGCAAUCUCGGUCAUGAACCAGUGGCCAGGAGUGAAGCUGAGGGUGACCGAGGGCUGGGAUGAGGACGGCCACCACUCGGAGGAGUCGCUGCACUACGAGGGCCGCGCAGUGGACAUCACCACGUCGGACCGCGACCGCAGCAAGUACGGCAUGCUGGCCCGCCUGGCCGUGGAGGCCGGUUUCGACUGGGUCUACUACGAGUCCAAAGCGCACAUCCACUGCUCUGUGAAAGCAGAGAACUCAGUGGCUGCCAAGUCUGGCGGCUGCUUCCCAGGAUCUGCCAUUGUGCACCUAGAGCAGGGCGGCACCAAACUGGUGAAGGACCUGAGCCCUGGGGACCGGGUGCUGGCGGCCGACGACCAGGGCCAACUACUCUACAGUGACUUCCUCACCUUCCUAGACCGCGAGGAUGGCACCAAGAAGGUCUUCUACGUGAUCGAAACCCGGGAGCCGCGGGAGCGCCUGCUGCUGACGGCCGCGCACUUGCUCUUUGUCGCUCCGCACAACGACUCAGUGGCUGCCUGGGAGCCGGAACCGCCGUCGAGUGCUGGGGCCAGGUUGAGGUCGCCGCCAGGGGGCGCGGAGGGGCGCCGAGCGCUCUUCGCUAGCCGUGUGCGGCCCGGCCAACGUGUGUACGUGGUGGCGGAGCGCGACGGGGACCGCAGACUGCUGCCCGCCGCCGUUCACAGCGUGACGCUGCGCGAAGAGACCACGGGCGCAUACGCGCCACUCACGGCCCAGGGCACCAUCCUCAUCAAUCGGGUGCUGGCCUCGUGUUACGCCGUCAUCGAGGAGCACAGCUGGGCGCACUGGGCCUUCGCACCCUUCCGCCUGGCGCACGCUCUCCUGGCGGCGCUCGAGCCCUCACGCACGGACCGCGGUGGCGGUGGCGGCAGCGGCAGCAAUGGGGGCGGCCGGCUCCCCUCGCCCGCGCCAGAUGCGGCCCCUGCGCCAGAUGCGGCGGCUUCCGCUGCGGGCAUCCACUGGUACUCACAGCUGCUCUACCAAAUAGGCACCUGGCUGUUGGACAGUGAGGCCCUGCACCCCCUCGGCAUGGCGGUCAAGUCCAGCUGA
Messenger RNA from Chrysochloris asiatica (Cape golden mole), 1401 nucleotides. RefSeq names its product sonic hedgehog (gene SHH). Gene Ontology annotation, molecular function: calcium ion binding; patched binding. The transcript has 3 exons. Gene Ontology annotation, biological process: multicellular organism development; regulation of gene expression; cell-cell signaling. NCBI's taxonomy places the organism in Eukaryota, Metazoa, Chordata, Mammalia, Afrosoricida, Chrysochloridae. The record is from RefSeq and is a predicted model, not a curated record. Bases 1 to 1401 code for a protein of 466 amino acids.